UCUCACAACACUCACAUGAAGGAGCUGGCUAACUAGGGAUUAUUGUUGACGUUCUGUUGUACUGACAUGUUAAAGUAAAAUAAUAAAGUUGUUGCGACCAUACGUAUAGAUAGCAAUUUAUUGUAAUGUCCAUAUCAUUCGCAUAUUUUUUAAACCAGAGGAAACUUCGGUCUGAUUCAAAGGUGUGAGAGCUGCCAGUGCUGGGACAGUCCGUCCGUGUGUGUGUGACUGCGCAGGUGUGUGUCAGUUGACUGGCACAGCGCGGAAUGCAAGAUGCUGCUCUCCCUUGGGAUGCUGAUGCUGUCUGCCACACAGAUCUACACCAUCUUCACCGUGCAGCUCUUCGCCUUCCUCAACCUGCUGCCCGUUGAGGCCGACAUCUCUGCCUACACAUUUGACAACAAAACAGGUAAUUUUGAUGACCUGCCUGCACGCUUUGGGUACCGGCUGCCCAGCGAUGGACUCAAGGGCUUUCUGAUUGGUGCACGGCCCGCAAAUGCCUGCGAGCCCAUCGACCCACCCCCUAUCCGGGACAACCUCACUGGCGCCUUCAUCGUGCUCAUCAAGCGCUUCGACUGUAACUUUGACAUCAAGGUGCUUAAUGCCCAGAAGGCCGGGUACAAGUCGGCCAUUGUUCACAACGUGGACUCUGAUGACUUAAUCAGCAUGGGAUCCAAUGACAUGGAUAUUUUGAAGCAAAUCGACAUUCCAUCAGUGUUUGUUAGUGAAGAGACUGCCAACUCCCUGAAAGAAGACUACACAUACGACAAGGGGGGUCAUGUGGUCCUCAUGCCAGACUUCAGCCUGCCUCUGGAAUACUACCUGAUUCCCUUCCUCAUCACCGUGGGAAUCUGCCUCAUCCUCAUCGUUGUUUUCAUGAUCACCAAGUUUGUCCAGGACAGACACAGGGCUCGGAGAAGCCGUUUGCGCAAGGACCAACUGAAGAAACUACCCAUUCACAAGUACAAGAAAGGCGACGUCUACGAUGUGUGCGCCAUCUGCCUCGACGAGUAUGAGGAUGGAGACAAGCUCCGGGUCCUUCCCUGCUCCCACGCUUACCACAGCAAAUGUGUGGACCCCUGGCUAACCAAGACCAAGAAGACAUGUCCCGUGUGCAAGCAGAAGGUGGUCCCCUCUGCAGGCGACUCCGACUCCGACUCGGAGGGCGACAGCGGGGCCGAGGAGAACGAGGUGUCUGAGAGCACCCCACUGCUGCGUUCCCUGGCCUCCACCAGCGGCCACUCCUUCGGCACCAUGUCAGGGGCCUCGCGCUCCGAGCCUGAUCAGGAGUCCUCAGAGUACGAAGACACCAGCGACGACAGCGAGGAGGACGUCACCGUGGAGACUGAGACGGUGGUGGUCCAGCUGCAGGAGCCUCGUCCCGAUGACCAUGACACGCCUGAUUGGUUGGCCUGAGUUGACGGACAGGUCACCGGUUCCCCCGCCUCUCCCUCCCCACUCACCCUACAGGCUUGCAGCAGCAGAGACUCAUGCUGGAUGUGCAACCGAGACUGUGUGUUUAAUUUUGAAGUCCCCGUUUAAUAAAAAUUAAUUUUAUCUCUGGAAGUUUAGAAUGCAAAUCACCAUAAUAAUCAGUUUGUUGUAUGUUUAACCUGAUUUACUGAGCAGUGUCAUCGCGUGUUUUGGGCUAACCGACAACAUUGAUGUCACAGGAACAUUGCAGUAGACUGCACUGUAUUGGUACUGUGGUUAAGUCUGUAUGGGGUGGUAGAACACCGCAGACAUCCUCUGACUGCGGUUAUACUCGUCACUGUGAGAAAGGGCUCGACACCAACUACAAAGGAAUGCGUUGUGUAUAAUGUAUAGAUCACCAUCCGUAACAUCUUAAAACAUUAUUUUGGUAGCCUGCAUAUCUGUAUGCCUCUGUAUCAGAAGGUGAGGAGUUCUAAUAUUGUAUAUAUUCUUACUGUUUGUAUAGAAAUAUAUAUACAUUUAUAAAUUGAUUGAACUGACCUUUUCCAUAAGACUAUAUAGAAACGAGGCCAUGGGAACAGGGUUUUGUCAAUCGGUCUCGAGCCAGAGAUAAUGGAGUCAAGAGGAGUACGAUUUGGAUGCGACUGAUCUGGUGCGUUGAUAAUACAAAACAAACUGUUUGUGGUGCUGCAUUCAGCCAAAGGAUGUUAUGCGUUUCCUCUCAGAAGUCAUAUGUAAUACAAGCAGAAUGGGGCGGGGAGACCGUUCUGUUCAGAUAAUACCCACGUCUAGACUGCUACAAGCAGCCUGUUUGGCUUAAUCUAGACAUACCAGAGAUCAUUUCCCUGAAAUACAAGACACCAUUGGUGGAUAGGUCUUGCAACAUGUAUUUGGUGUCAUAUCAUUUUAAUACUGUAAGUAGGUAGAUCUACAAGCAUACAGAACUAAAAUAUAAAACGCAACGUGUUGGUCCCAUGUUUCGUAAGCUGAAAUAAACAAAUCCCAGAAAUGUUUCAUGCACAUUUGUUUACAUACCUGUGAGUGAGCAUUUCUCCUCUGCCAAAAUCAUCCAUCAACCCACCUGACAGGUGUGGCAUAUCAAGAAGCAUGAUCAUUACACAUUAUCUGAGGACAAUAAAAGGCCACUCUAAAAUGUGCAGUUUUGUCACAACACUGCCACAUGUCUCAAGUUUAAGGGAGCGUGCAACUGGCAUGCUGACUGCAGGAAUGUCCUCCAGAGCUGUUGCAAGAUAAUUUCUCUACAAUAAGAUGCCUCCAACUUCAUUUUAGAGAAUUUUGCAGUACGUCCUCCACAUGACUUCUUCACCUGAAGGAUCGGCAGGUCUGUCAUAAAGCCCUUUUGUUGGGGAAAAACUCAUUCCGAUUGGCUGAGCCCGGCCAUGUGAAAUGAAUAUAUUUCAAUUUACCGACAUAUUUAAAUAUGAACCAAGUCAGUAAAAUCUUUGAAAUUGUUGCAUGUUGGGUUUAUAUUUUUUCCCCCCUAACAUGAAGUGUUUUAUGUUAAGUCCUGUUGCCUUUCCUUUUUAUUUGAUGUCUUGUAAAAUGUCUCACCAGUGUCUACAUUCAAUCUAAUUUCACUUCAAUAAACAAAAACAUGUUAAGUAU
Messenger RNA from Salvelinus namaycush (lake trout), 3060 nucleotides. Its product is annotated as E3 ubiquitin-protein ligase RNF13-like. Gene Ontology annotation, molecular function: zinc ion binding; ubiquitin protein ligase activity. Gene Ontology annotation, cellular component: cytoplasm; nucleoplasm. NCBI's taxonomy places the organism in Eukaryota, Metazoa, Chordata, Actinopteri, Salmoniformes, Salmonidae. The coding region runs from base 274 to 1416 and encodes 380 amino acids. The record is from RefSeq and is a predicted model, not a curated record. The transcript is spliced from 10 exons. Gene Ontology annotation, biological process: positive regulation of DNA-templated transcription; protein ubiquitination; ubiquitin-dependent protein catabolic process.